UUUCACUUGUGUUGUACCACUGGUCGACUUGCCAAGGAUUUAUCAGGAGACCUUGAUCGAAGAAUUGGGACAAAGAUAGCAUACGUCAUGGCAUCGAGUCGAUCAUCCGUUCCGCUCGAGACAUUGGUCCAGGAUUGGUUACGGUUAGAUCGCAACCCCACUACUCGGAAAGAAAUCGAGCAGCUCCAGCAGGAUAAGAACCACGAUGAACUUGCCUCUCGAUUAUGCCAACGCAUCAAGUUCGGAACUGCUGGUCUCAGGGCACAUAUGUCUGCGGGAUUCUCGAGGAUGAACGAUGUGACGGUGAUUCAGGCCAGUCAAGGUUUGGCUGCUUAUCUAAUCAAGGACAUCCCUAAUGCUACUCAGAAGGGCAUCAUAGUCGGACAUGAUCACCGUCAUAAUUCGCACAGGUUCGCCCGUCUGGCCGUUACUGCAUUCUUGAGGCGCGGAUUCAGAUGCUAUCUGCUCGAUGGGUCUGUAGCUACACCAAUGGUCCCGUUUGGGGUCAAAUAUCUCGGAGCCGCUGCAGGUGUCAUGGUCACUGCUUCACACAAUCCAGCCGCUGACAAUGGCUACAAACUAUAUUACUCAAAUGGUGUUCAGAUCAUUUCUCCUCAUGACAAAGGGAUCGCUGCUUCCAUAGAGCAAAACUUAGAAAUAGAUGAGGAAGCUUGGAGUACAGAGCCUACUGCACAGAUAUCCGAAGCACUGCUAGUCAAUCGAACACAAGAGAUACAGGAUGCGUAUUUCAAGGCGAUUUCUGGCUUGGUAAGGCACUCCAAGUUAGAGAAUUCAAAGACUCCGCUCAAGUUCAUCUACACGCCAAUGCAUGGUGUUGGCUAUCCAUUUGCCACUCGAGCUUGUGUUGACACAGCAGGCUUUCCAUCCCAUGCCUGGCUUCCAGUUGAAGCCCAGAAAGAUCCCAACCCAGAUUUCCCAACCGUUAAGUUUCCCAAUCCUGAAGAAAAGGGCGCGCUCGACAUGGCGAUGAGUCUAGGGAAUAAAACUGUAGAGGCAGAUCGAGCGCAAAAGGUGAUGAUCCUGGCCAAUGAUCCCGAUGCUGAUCGUUUUUGUGCUGCUGAAUGGACCGGAUCUAAUUGGAAAACGUUUUCUGGUGACCAGAUUGGCGCCGUCUUUGCUUGCUGGACUUUGCAGAACUUCAAAAAAUUAGGGACACCGCUGGAUCGUAUCGCAAUGCUCUCUUCCACCGUAUCAUCUCACUUGGUGGCCCAAAUCGCUCGUCAGGAAGGCUUUAAAUUCAAAGAAACAUUGACCGGGUUCAAGAACAUUGGCAAUGAAGCAUUGAAUCUUGAGAAGGAGGGAUACAAAGUCCUGUUUGCAUAUGAAGAAGCUCUUGGAUACAUGUUUGAGACCGGGAUCUUUGACAAGGAUGGGCUUGCUUCCAUAGUGGUAUGGGCAGAACUUGCCACUGAACUAGCUCAGCGCGGCAGUUCGGUUGCGGAGUAUUUAGAGAAUAUUUAUAAGACUUACGGUUACUUUGCGACCAACAACGGCUAUUUUGUCUGCAAGGAUCCGUCUGCCGUCAAAGCCAAAUUCGACAGCUUGCGUUUCGGGGAGCAAUCUGAAGGGAAGCCCGACCCCUCCAGUCGAUCGAUGAUGCUGGAUCAACUCCGCUAUCCUAGCGCUUUGGCGGGCUAUCCAAUCACUCGCAUUCGGGAUCUGACCAUCGCCUAUGAUGACAGUUAUCCACCCCAAUGUCUGCCCGACCUGCCUUCAUCAUCCGAUGAGAUGAUCACCUUUUACUUCGGAGGUGAAGCAGGAGAGGUGAUUGCUACUCUAAGGACCAGCGGCACCGAGUCUUGGAAGCUCAAAUAUUAUGUGGAGGGCAGGGCUGAAGACCAACUGACUGCUCAGAAGAAAGUCGACCAAAUCGUCGCCGCUCUCGGCGAAGAGUGGGGUUUCUCUAAUCUAUGACUCUUGUAUUGAUCACUGUGUUUCUACUCUAGGUUGCUUGAAUGUAUUCCAAUUAUUACUCCCUUCCGAUGUAUAUGCAUAGUCUUGUAAUGUCCUUGGCCGAAUAAAGCUGAAUGUGAUACACUACUAGGUUAUAUGGGAUUUCGCACUUAUUCACAGUCUCCCAUUCGAAGAUUGACGCCAAAUCUCAGACAACUCAGAUCUGCAUUUCUGGAUCAAAAAUCACAGCCCUCAGUUGUUCUUUCGGCUGAGCCUAUUUCAAGCCGAG
Puccinia graminis f. sp. tritici CRL 75-36-700-3 is the source of this 2203-nucleotide messenger RNA. RefSeq lists its product as uncharacterized. The record is from RefSeq and is a predicted model, not a curated record. Gene Ontology annotation, biological process: purine ribonucleoside salvage; carbohydrate metabolic process. The transcript is spliced from 12 exons. The coding region runs from base 88 to 1935 and encodes 615 amino acids. Lineage: Eukaryota; Fungi; Basidiomycota; Pucciniomycetes; Pucciniales; Pucciniaceae. Gene Ontology annotation, molecular function: magnesium ion binding; phosphopentomutase activity.